AUAUGGAGAAAACCUAAUAUAUGAUUCUGUUCAUUAUUGCAGUCAAAUAUUUUGAUCCUUUUAAAAUUCCGAUUAUAUCGCAUUCUUAUAACUGAUUAAAAAUACAUAAAUAAAUAAACACAAUUAUAAUGUUAACCUUUUUAUAUUUUAAUAUCAUCUCCCUCCAAGAAAUUAUUCUGUCACUGCUAAGCUGUUCAUUAUCGCUUUGUUGUUCGAUUUUGCAUAAAUAAUAAUACAUAAUUAAUAACCGAUUAAAAAAAAUAAAUAAAUAAAACUACGAUAUCUGAUCGCCGACGUCUGUAACCGCUUUGCGCAGCGUUGUCACUGAUCUAACCAAUCAAAUCUCUUCCCUGAGUGACACCGCAUUACGAAUGCUCCAAUGACAAUCGUGCUUGACGUCAACCAGGAAGUGCGCGAACACUGGCCGAUAUCCAAGCUGCAGAGUUGUCGUAAUCUUUCUCGCGUAUGACAUGAAGAUCGCAGAAUCACGAGGCAGUCUUUCAGUCGUUCCACGAGCGAGCAUCAGUUUCUAGGAGAAGAAUUGACUCGAAGAGGAUUUUUUUUUUCUCCCUCUAUUGUCUAAAAGUGUCUGGAUAUUUACGGAAUUGUUUUUUUACAUUAUUAUUCUUAUCACUAAAACAGUAUUAAGACUUAAAUCUGAUAGAGGAAUAUAAAGACAGGAAAGAUUUCCGUUAUUUGAUCCGGUUUGGGCGUAAAAGCAGAAGUCGGGAACGUUUGUAAAGUUUUGAAGAACGCUCUGAUCGUCCCGGACAGCGAUGAGUGACUCCGAACCGCUGACGUUUUCGUCCGUCGAAGAAGAGAGGGACUACUGGAAGGAGAGAGCGGUUCAGCACCAGCAGAGGGCUGACGAGGCUCAAGACGAGCUGCAGGAGUUCCAGCAGAUGAGUCGAGAUUACGAAGCCGAACUUGAGACCGAACUGAAGCAGUGUGAAGCACGCAACCGCGAACUCCUUGCGACUAACAACCGGCUACGCACGGAACUGGAGAGCUUCAAGGAGAAGUACGAGACGCAGCACUCGGAUACGUACAGACGGGUUUCUGCCCUGGAGGGGGAGUUGGCCGAGACCACCGCCAUCAAGGACCAGUUACAGAAGUACAUCAGAGAGCUGGAGCAGGCCAACGAUGACCUGGAGAGAGCCAAAAGGGCCACCAUCAUGUCACUGGAGGACUUCGAGCAGAGGAUGAACCACGUCAUCGAGAGAAACGCUUUCCUGGAGAGCGAGCUGGACGAGAAGGAGAACCUGCUGGAGUCGGUGCAGAGACUGAAAGACGAAGCUCGAGAUCUGAGGCAGGAGCUGGCCGUGAAACAGAAGCAGGACCGUAAACCGUCCCUCAGCCUUUCAGUGGACGCAGAGAAGGUGGAGUCGACGCUGUCUCACCCUCCGCCCACUUAUGCCUCUCUCCUCACUACGCCGCCCAGAACUGCAGCGGGCCCCGGGAGCGCGUUUCACACACCGCCGUCCUCCUACAGCAGAAUUGAAGGUCUUACUGGGACGCCGUUGACGACAUCAGCACGGAUUUCCGCUCUCAACAUCGUAGGGGAGCUGCUGAGGAAAGUCGGCAACUUGGAGUCGAAGCUGGCGUCGUGCAGAGAGCUGCAGGUCCAGGAGCGAACGCCGAGCCGCUCGGUAGCGGCUCAGAGCUCGCACGGCACGCCGAGAGAAGCGCUAGAGAACCAGCCGAGCACUAACGGUCUGUUUGAGGGGAUGGUGAAGCGGCUGGAUUUUGGACCCAAAAUGGUGGUGUGACUGUCUUUCUGUCUCGGUCUCUCUGUCUUUCUCUCUGUCUCUCUCUCUCUCUUUCUCUCUCUUAUGUCUGCUUCUUGCACUCUGAGUGUGUGAGCUCGUCUCUGAUUUAUUACUACUGUUAACCGAGGGUUAAUCCCCACCUUGUUUUUCUUUUUAAAUUUUUUUUUUUUUUUUGUAAACUUUGUCUAUAUUUACAGCCUGAUAUUAUGUACAUAUAUUUUUUCACUUUUUUUUGUUUGUUUGUUUGUUUUAUUAUUUUGGCAAUGAAAAUGUCUGUUGUGGAUAUUAGUGCUGCACAGUUCAGGAGUUUUCUGUCAUCGAUGCGUCUCGGUUCACGUCUUUAUCGGACGAUGAUCCGCUUCGUGACCUGAUAAGUGUGAAAAACCGCUCUAACGCACCUGAUACCGCACGUUUAAGAACUACAAACGGGUGUCUGUAGUUUUGCUUCUUUUUUAAUUCUGGACUGGAGCUACGAGGUGAAUUUACCUGAUAAGGAAGGGAGGAUUAUAGCUGUACGUUUAAAACUGGCUUUGAAGUUGUAUCUUCUUUUUUUUUUGUUUUAAACCGUUACGUUUUGGAAGGAUCUUACACCCGAAUCAGUAUUUCCUUUUUGUAACCGAGUGAGUCCGUCCUCGUCUAUUUAAUCAAAAAAAACUUGAGACAACGAUCAAACCUAUACGCUUCCUUUAGUUGUUACCUCGUAGGUGAGCGCAAGUCUUCAUGCAAAUGAAGUGAGACAGGUGUGUGUGUGUGUGAGAGAGAGAGAGAGCACAGGAAACACUAAACUGUGCAGUGCAGCUCAGACUCGUCUUCUAUAUAACGUCUUCUAAGGAACAGUUAGAUGUUUGGUACAAACCGUUCUAGCUAAACGUUGUCGCUUUGCGUGAGUGACGCACCUGCCCUUUUUGGUGGCGCCCGUAGCCGAGCCUCGUAGCUGUACUUUAGCGGUGACGUCAAGAUAAUUCGAUUUUCUGUAACCGGAUAACGAAUCUGAACAGAAUUUUCACAUUAUGAGUGGCAGGUUAAGGAAAAAAGUUAUUAUUAUUAUUAUUAUUAUUAUUAUGAUUUCGUUACAGUUUACAAAAUAAUCUGCUUGAGAUGUAACACGAGGGGAAAGAAAAAAAAAAGAACAGAAUUUAUUUUGUCGUUACAGCAACUAUGUAAGUACUAUAAAAGCACUAAGGAGACUCAGGAUGCGUUUAAAAUAUAGAAAUGGUAAAUUAUUGUGUAAAUUUAUCACAUUGUCAUAUUGCACACGUGUAAGGGUUGAUUAUUAGGUUCUCACUCGCUUAGUAGAGGAUCGGGGUUCCACGUAGAACCCUUUACAUGUUGGAUUUUAUUUGAAUUUGUUUUUGUUUGUUUUUUUUUCUUAAGCAUACACUGUAAAGUUAUGGCUUUUGGGUGACUGACGUGACACUAAUUUUCUAUUUCAAAGAGCUUUUGCUGAUGUGAAACUUUGAGGCGUUUGUGUCUUCGCUGCAAUCUGACGAACCCGUGCCUUAGGCUUAGUGUCGGGUCGCGUUCUCCGGGAGAAGUAGGUCCGUAUAAGGAAUAAAACACUUGUGGGUGCACUGUUGUACUUUACGAGUUUUAUUCCUCUUAUACCACAGCGAUUCGCCAGCAGUGACUCUUUCUUCUUCUUCUUCUUCUUCCAUCUAUUAAAGAAUACCGCGUCAUAAUGUCGUGACACGUCGACAAAAGAAAUCGAUUACGUACGAUUUUUUUUUUUUCUUCCUCAAAUCGGAUCGCGCGCACGAGUCCACGUGAACGAGCCGUUACUAUAGAAACGAGAGCCGGCGUUCUAGAAAAUUAAUCACCUUCUGACCAAUCAGAAUUCAGUAGCGCUGUAGGACAAGCCUAGCCACUGGGCAGUUUUAAAGCUGGCGCGAGCGAUAACGGGAAGCCGACGGUUCUUUACAAAAUGGCCGGCGUUCUAGUAAACGAGUCCGGAGAAUUCCUGUUUUUUCUUUUGUUUUUUUUUUUCCUCUCUCGGAGACGUAAAUUUUGAAGAAUCUCUGUAGUGUAGUUAAGACGAAUUCAAGUUAAAUACUUCAGUGAAGGCUACAAGUGUUUUAUGUUAAAAUUAGAAACGUAAAGAGGAGCUCGUACGUGCUGUUUCUCUACUAAUACGGGAGUUGUAAUGGAUGGAUGAUGAAUCGAUAGAUAGAUAGACAGAUAGAUAGAAAGAUCAAGGACAUAGCUACGUAUUUACAUUAACCAUUAAUCACUAAAGGCUCGUUACAGUUUUGUCUCUUUGCCUUUUUUUUUUUUUUUCCGGUGUUGAUCAGGCGUUUAAAUCAGACGGUCGGCGAGAGACCAGUUGAGUUUUGAGGCGUAGUUUGGGUUGAACGCAGCAGAUUCUCAUGUUCACGUAAAACAAAUGUUCCAUCAGCAGAUGUGCGGAAUAAACAUCUUACUAAACAAAAACGGCUCGAGUCUCCUUCCUGCACGGGGAAGUGUGUGUGUGUGUGUGUGUGUGUGUUUGUGUGUGUGUGUGUAUAAUAACUAUUAUACUUGUUUAUAUCUCAAAUAAUCUGUGAAUAAAUUCUGAAAAAUAUAUUUAAUAAUAAAAAUAUUAUAUAAUACAACCUCAAUUCUGAAAAAGUUUAGUGCGCGAGCUAAACUAAACUAAACCAACCAACCC
Messenger RNA from Ictalurus furcatus (blue catfish), 4413 nucleotides. RefSeq names its product nudE neurodevelopment protein 1 (gene nde1). NCBI's taxonomy places the organism in Eukaryota, Metazoa, Chordata, Actinopteri, Siluriformes, Ictaluridae. The transcript has 9 exons. Gene Ontology annotation, cellular component: kinesin complex; centrosome; kinetochore. Gene Ontology annotation, biological process: establishment of mitotic spindle orientation; chromosome segregation; cell migration. The record is from RefSeq and is a predicted model, not a curated record. Bases 777 to 1769 code for a protein of 330 amino acids. Gene Ontology annotation, molecular function: microtubule binding.